Dipodomys ordii (Ord's kangaroo rat) is the source of this 1756-nucleotide messenger RNA. Its product is annotated as chromosome unknown open reading frame, human C7orf25. The transcript is spliced from 2 exons. Lineage: Eukaryota; Metazoa; Chordata; Mammalia; Rodentia; Heteromyidae. The record is from RefSeq and is a predicted model, not a curated record. The coding region runs from base 140 to 1396 and encodes 418 amino acids.
UGAAGACAUGAAGGUCCGAAGUGUGUUGAAAUCCAUCAUAUUUUAAGGUAGACUUCAAAAGUUUCCUUUUGCUAUCAAAGGAAGGAGUUGCCCCAGAAUCAGGCACACAGAAGCCCAGGAAAGGAAUAAUGCUGCCAGCAUGUCUGCACACUCCAUGCUCUGUGAACGGAUCGCCAUAGCCAAGGAGCUGAUCAAGAGAGCAGAAUCACUUUCCAGAUCAAGGAAAGGUGGGAUUGAAGGUGGUGCAAAACUGUGCAGCAAAUUGAAGGCAGAAUUGAAAUUCUUACAGAAAGUCGAAGCCGGGAAGGUGGCCAUUAAAGAAUCCCAUUUGCAAAGUACCAAUCUGACCCACCUAAGGGCCAUUGUGGAGUCAGCGGAGAACCUGGAAGAAGUUGUUAGUGUCCUCCAUGUGUUCGGCUACACGGAUACCUUGGGAGAAAAGCAGACUCUGGUGGUGGAUGUAGUUGCAAAUGGUGGUCACACUUGGGUGAAGGCCAUUGGCAGGAAGGCAGAAGCGCUGCAUAACAUCUGGCUGGGCCGAGGCCAGUAUGGUGACAAAAGUAUCAUUGAGCAGGCUGAAGACUUCCUCCAGGCCAGUCACCAGCAACCAGUGCAGUAUAGCAAUCCUCACAUCAUCUUUGCAUUCUACAACAGCGUCUCCAGCCCCAUGGCAGAGAAGCUGAAAGAAAUGGGCAUAUCUGUGAGGGGCGACAUUGUAGCUGUGAACUCCCUGUUAGAUCACCCUGAGGAGCUCCAGCCGAGUGAAAGUGAGUCUGAUGAUGAAGGCCCAGAACUUUUACAGGUGACCAGAGUUGACCGAGAAAAUGUGCUUGCAAGUGUUGCAUUUCCCACUGAGAUUAAAGUUGAUGUGUGUCGAAGAGUCAAUCUGGACAUUACUACUCUAAUCACUUAUGUAUCUGCCCUCAGCUAUGGAGGCUGUCACUUUAUCUUCAAAGAAAAAGUGCUCACAGAACAAGCAGAGCAGGAGAGGAAAGAGCAGGUUCUACCUCAGCUGGAGGCCUUUAUGAAGGACAAGGAGUUGUUUGCCUGUGAAUCUGCUGUCAAGGAUUUCCAGUCCAUUCUAGAUACCUUGGGAGGACCAGGGGAGAGGGAGAGGGCCACCAUGCUAAUUAAGCGAAUCAGUGUGGUGCCAGACCAGCCUUCUGAGCGUGCCUUGAGACUAGUGGCCAGUUCAAAAAUCAAUAGCCGUUCAUUAACAAUUUUUGGGACAGGAGAUACCCUGAAAGCCAUCACCAUGACUGCAAAUAGUGGUUUUGUCAGAGCUGCAAACAACCAGGGUGUUAAAUUCAGUGUGUUUAUCCACCAGCCCAGAGCACUCACUGAGAGUAAAGAGGCUGUAGCCACCCCCUUACUGAAAGAUUACACAAAUGACUGAACACUAACUAAAAAUUGUCAUAGAAAUAAGUUAUUUAUACCAAAGGCUGGCCUUCCCUUUAUUGAGGGGAAUAAAAGAGGUUUAUAGUAAAAAAUGGUACUUAGAACCAGUAGAAUUUUUUUGUGUGUGUUAUCUAUAUUUGAAGUAAAUAAUCUCUUAAAGUAGAAAAAGCACAAGAGAUAACUUUAUCAAGCUUCAUUGCAGUUAGAAACAGAAUACAUCAUCAAGGCUUUUAGCCAUCUUGUGAUAGGUUAGUUUGAUUCAAUAGGGUUGUAAAAACCCCUAUAGCUAAUCACAGUUCGUGGAAUCUGGCUACACUGUGCUGUCUUGUGUUCAUUAAAUAUCUGGAGAAAACUGCAA